GGUCAUUUUCCUCGAACGACAACACAGAAAGAGGAAUUUUGCAGAGUGUUCUUCCGUAAAUGAAGUUAAACACGCAAGAGUAGUCAACCGUCCGAUCAUUUCGGUGGCCUCUGGCUCAAAACUCGCAGAAGUACUAAAACAGGGGUGACGCCAUCUACAAUUAAAUAUGUUUAAAUUAGAAGGACUGAAGCACGCGAAGACACUGAUGACUGAGAGCUUUCAAGCAUGAUUUAAUGGUUACUUGUGGUCAUUACCAAAACCAGGUAAAUGCACCGCAUGACUUUGAAUGAAGAAGAAUUGCUGGAUAAUUGUUUUUUAUCCAAUUCGACCAACCUCAUGUUAAUACCUUUCCGGAUUCUGCUGCUUCGGAAAGUCUUGCUAUUGCUCUGCCAUUUUGCUCCGCUUGAAGCUUCAAUCGAUUCUCUUUAAGUCUAUCAUUUGGGGCUUCAAAGUCUGAUAUGCUUGACUUCUUUCGGGAAUCGCCACCUGGGUAUCCCUUUAUUCGCAAAGAAAAUGCUCCUUUUUUCGGAGAAAGCAGCUCCCUGUGUUACUUUGAUUGCACAAGGAGCUGUUUUUUCAUAUCUUAAACCCAUAAUUCUCAAUUAGUCUUCCUUUAUUUUUCCUGUAUAUUUGUGCUUGCAGAUGUUGUAAGAGCGGUGUGGGUUUUUACUCUUUUUGUGAAUUUGUCCUCUGGGCAUUUGUUGGAUUUAUUCUGGAAGCUGAGUCUUCUCAUAUCUUCCUGAACCUACAUAGAACCAUUAAUCCCAUUCUGCUUGUAUAUGAAAAGGUCUCUUAGUUAGGUGUAGCUGAAUUUGUAGAAAUUAUCGUCUACUUUUCUGAAGUAAUUGAAGAAUUGUUGGGGUUGCAGAGAAUUUCAAAAUAAUGAUAAUCAGGCUUUUCAAAUUGUUGUUGUUUCAUGAUUCGGAAUGAUGAUCCAUUGAAAAAAAGGGUGAUCAUGGAUGACGGAGGGGUAGACACUUCAGAUCAAGUUUUUCCAUCAAAUCCUGAUGUUUCCACCGAUAUCCAGGGAUCAACAUCUUUAGACGUAUUGCUUGAUGAAAUUUUGAAGAGCACUCGGACAUGUACUCACACUCACACCUGCAACCUCCCCGGCCCUGAUGCCGCACACACUCAUACUUGUUAUCAUACACAUACCCAAGUGUUUGCAUCUGAGGAAGACGACACGCCAAAUCACAAGCAGCAGUCAGUUACAAAAUCUAAGAGGUCUUCAGGGAACAGGGAAGCUGUAAGGAAAUAUCGAGCGAAGAAGAAGGCACACACAGCUUACUUGGAAGAGGAAGUCAAAAAGCUGCGCCUCCUGAAUCAACAACUGAUCAGGAGAUUACAGGGGCAGGCAAUGCUUGAAGCUGAGGUUCUGAGACUGAGGUCUCUGUUGAUUGAUCUUAGAGGAAAGAUUGAUAAUGAAUUAGAUAAUUUGUCUUCCCAAAAGCACUAUAAUCGUAGUACUAGUUUUAAGGAGGGAAAUGGGGGGAUACAAUCUGUUGAUGGAAGAAUUGGUCUAGAGUGCAAGACCAAUGCCCCGUGCCUUCAUCCAGACAUGGGGCUAUCUGUACAAGCUGGAAUUGGUGUAAACAAACAAGUGGUUGUCAAUUGGGAAGGAAGUUGCCAACCUCCAAUUGUAGACUGCAGGGUUAGCACAAACAGAGAUGUGGGUCAAAACUUGGCAAGUGGUGAAACACAUCCUGAUUGCUCAAUGCCAGGCACCUUGGAUGCAUUGGGGACCUUGGUCUCAUCUACAUCUCAAGCUGAAUAAAACAAAGAACAUUUUCUAUAAUUACAUAAUGCUGCCUAUGAAGCUCACUGUAGAUCAUCUUGCUUUGGUGUUCUGCUACAGGUAGUGAACUUACAGAGUUUAUGUAUAAUAUAUCAAAGGCAGUAAGUGAUAGUAUUUAUAAGGUUGACUUUAAUAAGGAAGCAUGGGCUGCCUGUCUUGUACAUAAAACCUCCUUUUGUUCUAGAUGGAUGUAAAUAAAAUAUUGUGCAAUCCUGUUCCUAAUUGUUAGGCCAUAGAAACCCUCUGGGGCAGUUAUUGUUGUAGAAUUGUAGGAAAUGAAGACUACAAGUCUGUUGAUGUUCCUCAUGGGAUAUGAUGCAUAUAUCCCCUUAAAGCUAAGAGGGAGGCACAAUAUAUCCUCCGAUUCUGUCACAUAACCAAAGUUGUCAGAUGAGUGGAUCACAUAUUACAGUUGGCCUGGCUCUGUUUAAAUUUCGUACCCAGAGAAUAGAAGGUGAUGUAAAGGAAUCCAUGUUCCUUCAUAGAGCCAAUACACAAUAUAAAGCUUUAACAAUCUUACUUCCACAAGUCAUAUAUUUGCUUAGGUGAUCCAUACAUUGAAGCCACAUUUUUUUUGGUAAAUUACACUG
Molecule: messenger RNA, 2385 nt
Organism: Nelumbo nucifera (sacred lotus)
Lineage: Eukaryota; Viridiplantae; Streptophyta; Magnoliopsida; Proteales; Nelumbonaceae
Product: basic leucine zipper 19-like
Biological process (GO): regulation of transcription by RNA polymerase II; DNA-templated transcription
Molecular function (GO): RNA polymerase II cis-regulatory region sequence-specific DNA binding; DNA-binding transcription factor activity, RNA polymerase II-specific
Source: RefSeq, a predicted model, not a curated record